AUGUCAAAACCUUCAAUCCAUUUUUGUACAAAGUACACCAUCGACAAGAUGCGCAAUUCAGGUCAAACUCCUACUCUAACAGAAUUGCAACAAGCUAUUCUUAGUGAGGCAAAAUACAACAGUAACUGGUCUGCAGCAGUUAUCUUGUUUGAAGAUUUUGAUAGAAUUGUGUGGGAAAGACUAACACGUUUGCUUGACAAAAACAAUGACAAAACAACCGGACAAUCUAAUAAACAAACCUUAAAAGAAAUAUGGUUACAAACAUCUAUUGCAUUGCAACCAUUAUCUAUUACCGAAUUAAAAUAUGUUAGACAAGUUUACCAGAUUAUGGUUAGAUAUGCACCUACUAUCAAAGAUGUAAGCUAUUAUUAUCUUCAUCUACUCAAAAAUCACAUAGAAACUCCUAUUCUGGAUGCUGAAGUUGUCAAUCAUUGUUUGAAUUCAUUGAUUUACCAUAUUUCCUUGAGUAAAGAUACAGACUAUUUGACAAGAGGUUUGGAUCUUGUGAAGAUUGCCUUGGGACGUAAUAUGGGUACAGAUAAGAACAAUGUUUUACAAAGUGUAUCAAAAGGAAUUUUGAAAUUUAAUGGCGUUAGAAUAACAAAGAACGGAAAAAAUAUAGAAAAAGAGAGACCAAAUGACAACAAUUUCGUUAAAAUUCGUCCUAGAAAAAAAUCAAAAAAUAGAAAAUUUGGCAAAAAUGGCACUGUUGAUGGUGGAGGUGGUAGUAGUGCUGACGAAAAGAAUGCCGAGAAUGAUGAAUGGAAUAAAAAGGAAUACCCCCCAAAUUGUCAACAAAUUCAACAAGAACAAGAUAACUCUGAGGUCAUUGGAUCUUUAUUCAUUAAAAAAUAUAAUAAUGAUGAAGUAUCAUCAACAUUGUCUUCUCAACAGAAUUAUAAAUUUGAUGAAUUGGAAAGUGAAACUGAAUUCAUUAUUGAUGGUCAUAAAAAAACGAAAAAUAAUCAAUAA
Entrophospora candida is the source of this 972-nucleotide messenger RNA. The record is from the annotation of a GenBank genome assembly. NCBI's taxonomy places the organism in Eukaryota, Fungi, Glomeromycota, Glomeromycetes, Entrophosporales, Entrophosporaceae.